UCUAAAUUACCAAUAUGGACACAUGGCACAGCAAAUAUAGUGCGCGAAAUCAAAAGCCCAAAUUCCACAUUCGUUGCCGGCCUCAAAAGGCGGCAAAACAACAGGCAGCAUGAUUUCAAUUUCAAAAUGUUGUCUCGUCCUCUCCAAACAGGGCAAAACCCUAAUCAACGACACAAAUCCCAUUUCAUCCUCAUCUUCCCUUAAAACUACCAUCCCUCAACUCCAAAUCCUCUCCCUAACCGUAAAAAUGUCUUCUUGGGCCUGCUCCACGUGCACCUACCUUAACCCGCCCGACCAGAAGACCCGCUGCGAAAUCUGCCACUCGGCGCAACCGCAGUCCCACCCAUCACCGUCGCCAUCGUCGUCGCCUUCAAAACCCCAGUGGUCGUGCUCGUCCUGUACUUUCCUAAACCCUUACCGUAGCGCGAGCUGCGAGAUAUGCGGGACCAGGGAAUCCGCUUCUCUGAUUUCCACUCUCGAAGUCGGCGACGAUGAGGUGGAAUUGGGUUCAUCCGUGGGCAGCGUCUUUUUGCCCUUGAAAAAUUUAAGCAGUAACAGCGGCGGUGCGGGUUUUUACGGCGGGUUAAAGGGUUCUGUCCCGCCUUUGAGGCGAGGGGAUUGCGGCGGUUUAGGGAAUGGGGGGAAGAAAGAUGUGGGUGAUGGUGGCGGUGAGGGACGUGUUUUGGGAGUUACUAGUGAGGGAUUUUCUUUAAAACGUUGCAGUAAGAGGAAAGAGAGGGAGGAAGAAGAUGCUGGUGUCGAAGUGGGUCGGGUUGGUGAUGUUAUCAGGGUUUCUAGUGGGUUUAGGGCUCCGAAGGCUGCUGGUAAGGCUAUUGAAGUUGGUUCGUCAGGUGAAACUCAUAAGUCCUCAGAUCCUAAGACAUGGAAGAUUAUGAGUUACAACAUUUGGUUCCGUGAAGAUCUCGAAAUGCGAGAGAGGAUGAGAGCACUUGGCUACCUUAUUGAACUGCACUCACCCGAUGUCAUAUGUUUUCAGGUUCUACCAAUUUUGUCCGAGUUUCUUCUAUUGCGAUAAUAGGUAUUUCAUAAAUUCCAAACAAUUGUCAGUUUUAUUGAUCCGCAGGAGGUCACCCCAAGUUUCUUUAGGAUUUUCCAGCAAUCAAAAUGGUGGAAAAAUUACCAAUGUUCAAUUCCAGAUGAAAUAUCUUUUCCAGGAGGAUACUUCUGCAUGCAGUUAUGCAGAUUGCCCGUCAAAUCCUUUACCUCACAACCCUUUCACAAUUCCAUCAUGGGCCGAGAACUCUGUGUGUCCAAUGUCGAAUUCGAGCCCGGCAAAAUAAUAACUGUCGCCACAACCCAUCUUGAAAGUCCCUGUCCAAGCCCACCCACAUGGGACCAAAUGUUCAGCAAAGAACGUGUAACCCAGGCCAAAGAGGCUGUUACAUCACUCAACAAGUACAAAAAUGCAAUCUUUUGUGGGGACAUGAACUGGGACGACAAGUUGGACGGCCCAUUUCCCUUGCCCGAUGGAUGGGCUGAUGCGUGGGCCCAACUGAGGCCCGGAGAGAAUGGGUGGACUUAUGACACUAAAUCUAACAAGAUGUUGAGUGGGAACAGAGCCCUACAGAAAAGACUGGAUAGGUUCGUUUGUAAGCUGAACGAUUUUGAGGUGAGUAAAAUCGAGAUGAUUGGGACUGAUGAGAUCCCGGGCUUGUCUUAUGUGAAGGAAAAGAAGGUGAAAGGGCAGGUUGUGGAAUUAGUGCUCCCGGUUUUGCCGAGCGAUCAUUAUGGACUGCUCGUUACAAUUUCUCCCAAGUGAUUACUGGUUAAUUAGGUGGAUAAUUGGUUAAUUUCAUCACUUUUUGCGCCGUUUUGUGGUUUUGUUCUGGUGUGGGUUAUAUAUGCUGCAUAAUUUUGUAGAUAAUGGAAUUUUAAUUAGAAGUUUUUGGAGAACUUGACUAUGAUCAGCUUUAUUAUGUUUCUGAUUGACCAGUUUUGCUGGUUAUGUUAUGCAAUGCAGCUGCCCAGUUGAAAACUAUUUAGAUGGGUUUAUUUUUUUGUUGGUCCAUUUUUAUUUUGUAGUGGCCGUUUGAUUUCAAAAUCACUACUUAAAAUUACACACAUAUUGUAAACAAA
Molecule: messenger RNA, 2097 nt
Organism: Striga asiatica
Lineage: Eukaryota; Viridiplantae; Streptophyta; Magnoliopsida; Lamiales; Orobanchaceae
Source: the annotation of a GenBank genome assembly